AUGGGGUCGGUAGCAAUUGAAGUGUCGAAAGUAGUGGUCUCUAAGAGAGGAGUUUGUUUUAAUACCACUGUCACUGCCCAGCCAGGUCAAGAUCCUGGCGACCGCAGUUCACCAUCCUUGCUUCUGGCUUCAUCGGAGGAGGAAGCGGCGGCUGAUGUCCAGACAUCCAAGUAUGGAAAGCUCUUUCGCAUUCCAGGAGUGGAUAGCUUUGUCGCCGAUUUUGUCCACAAUCCGGAGUUCGAAUGCAUUCGGAGAAAGCUGGUGCACACCUUUAGCCAGAUCGAUGUCCUCAAAGUUGGGAGCAUGUUUACUGGAUGGGCAGUACUAGAGAUGGUAUUGGAUGCAUUGAAGGCUGAAUGGAAUGCAGCUUGUUCCACACCCUCUGAUGCCCUCCUUGAGCCGCCCAACUUGCGCCAGGUGCAGCUUUGCUUCAUGGUAGAAAUCGACGAAGCGAAGUCGGAGUAUUCCAUCAUCCAGAAACGCUUGAACAGGUUGGGGUACUCGGUGGCCGCAGGGAUGCACAACACUGCGGACUUCGGACUACCGCAGCAGAGGCGACGGGCCUGGAUUCUUUGCCACCUUGAGGAUGAAGUCCAGUGUUCGGCUGCUGCUCUAACCUUGGAUGUCAACCGUUUCCAGCGGUGCAAUGUUCCCCUGAGCGCCUGUUUGGAGUCAACCCAAAACCCGGUGACCAGUGGCUCUCUUUCAAGGAAAUCUAAGAGGGACAUCACCAAGGAGAAGAAGUGGGAACAGGGAUUCGCCCAACAAUGCGAGGUCUAUGGGAAGGUGAAGCUUCAGAAGCGUGUUGCAGAACUCAAACAGCUGGCGGUUGGAUGCAGCGAUAGGGAGCUUAGCAUUCUGGCUGACCAGAACUUUGAUCGCGCCACCUUCCCAAGAUCGGAUGUGUCGACUAUGACAUGUAUCAUUCCUGGCGGAAAGUAUGUGGCCACAGGGCCUGGUGGAUUUCAUAUCCUCUCGGCCAAGGAUGCUCAUGGGGAGCUUGCGCGCCUCCAGGGUGUGGGAACUACAGAGUGGCUCAAGUAUCGCAUGGCGGACAAGUCUGACCACUCGAUGCGCUCUUUCAUUGGGAAUGACUUCAGCCGAGGAGGCUUCUUCAACACGAGCAUUUUGCAGUGGAGCUUCGCCAACGACAGCUUCUGGCGGUUGCCAGAUAUGGCGACAGUCAUGGACAUAGCGAAGAGCAUCGCCCUUGUGGGUUGGCGCGAGGGUGAGAUCUUGGGUAUGCGGAUGCCACCUGAUGGGACAACAGAUCUCCAGGAUGCUUCUCUGCAGAACACUUUGUACUUCGAUGACGGAGGUAUGAGGGGCCUCGCAUGUGCCUUGAUCUGGUGCAGCCUUUUGUACCAUGGCACUACCAUGAAGGAUGAAGAUCUUUCACAUCCAGCUAUGGCGGAUCUGGCAAGAUCCCUUCUUGCCAUUCCAACCUUUCACCGAGACCUUUCAGCUGAUGAGAACAUGGGAAUGAUUCGCCGCAUCAUCAAACAGAACGUGGACUCCAAAAAGCAGGCAGUUUCUUCCUAUGAAUGGUCCAUGAUUUUGAGGAACUUGGCUGAGGGAAAGCCUAAAGGCAAGGCACUGACGGUGAGCGAUGCCAUCGACUUGUACAACUCCAAUCCAGAGGACAAAUCUGGUGCAGGAUCCCUGGUGUUGGAUUCCAAGAAGCAGUACGCUAUCAAGCAUUGGCUUGAGCUAUGUGGAACUGCAGCGCAUGAGCAAGUUCAAAUCGCUUUGCGGGACGGGCCAUUCCAAUUCGGACCGUUUGGUGAGCAGCUCAGUGUCAUGAAGUUCUUGUUCUUGGACUCUACAGUGGGUUUGAGCCCUAUGACAACAUCGGAGUUGGCACCAGCUAGUCAUGAGGCUACCAUGACCAUCAAUUGGGCUCUCCCACUCGACGCCUUUACACAAGGAAUUCUGUUCACCAGGAUCCGGUUGACCUUUGAAAGGGCGACGGCAAUCAUUGAUCAGCCGGCAGAUCGAAAAAAAUACCGAAUGUCGGAAGAAGACCUUCUAGCCCUCAGGAACCUACUAUGUGUCUGGUCCCAGAUUAGAUCUUUCUGUGCCACCCGCAUCAAGAACUUCACUGAGCUGCAGAAAGCACUGUGCACGGGAAACUCGAAGGAUCACGAGUUGCAGGCAGUGAUUGAUGGCCGGCCAUCACAAUUCGGUGUUUCUAUGCUACCAUCAGCUCAAAAAGAAGCACUUGAUGCCAUCAGGGCUCAAGAAGAGGGGGCCAGUAUGGAGGUUGAGAAGGAACGCUUGGCAGUGAGGGAAGCUCGAUGGAAUUUCUUCAAAAGUGCACUGCUUCGUGACCAAGAAAAACUUCAGUUGACCCAGGAAGCUCCUAAGAAGCUGGAAGCAUUGAAACACCGGAAGCAAGUGGCAUGGCGUCUCGAGCAAUCGAAGGUUGGAGAAAAGGUCAUCAAGUCCUACAUGGAUAAAUAUCUCCGCUGCGAUUUGGUUGGCAAGCCUGAGCUGGCCCAGCAGAAGAUCAAUGAGUUCCGCUCCUUCGUGGCCCAAUCUUGUGGAUGCACAGCUGAUCAAGACCUUUACUGCAUUUGCAUUGUUGACCUCAAUGUGCCUGGUGCCAAGAGCAGCGAAACCCUGUCAGAGCUUUGCUCAUGUUUGCAGUUCGCAAACGACCUGUCGCCCAACAAGUCAGCAGGACUUAUGGAACUGCCAGAAGUGGCAAAAAAAUCAUCCAAGAGAGGGUUGGCAGAUGAGGAAGCUGAGCUUCAAACUUGCCUAUGGUCCCUUCGCCAAAGCUGCGACAGCCGGUGGGUGUGUCCUUUCAACGUCCACCCGACGGCGGAGGCACAGACAAAUCGCAGGAGGUUCAAUCUGGGCCGAUUGGUAUGCAAUGUCGACAGCAUGGCUGAGAAUGUCUUCACCACCAGCUCUGAGCUGGGUCUAUGUGGCCGGCCACUUCAAUUUGAUGAUGACAUCCUGUUGCCACUAUCCAAGGACAUGAUCCUGCCCGAAAGCUUGGACACUGAGUCUGACUUGAAGCAGGCUGAGCGGCAACGGCCCAGCCACGAAGCGUGCCAAGCACAGAAAGGCACACGGAGGUGGGAGGCGCUACUGCAAAGCAUGCUGACCAUCAAUGGCGAGAACAUGAAGGGGAAACCGUGCAUCGUUUUGAACCUCACAGGGUACAUUGAGGAUGUGGGCUGUGCGGUUUUUCAAAUGCGGUUGGCCAACAAAGAGUUCAAAGGUGGCUUCAAAACGGACAUGCUCUUUUACCAGUCUGUCCAAUGGAUCAUGAAGGACACCUUCGGUCAGGCCAGACUCGCGCGUGAAGUGACAGAUUCAUGGAUUGGCCGGAAAUUCGAGCAUGGUGGACAGCGCUUCAGCUUGGAGGUGCCAGAAUUGAGCCAGUCCGAAAUCGAUAGCAUUCCAGGGGCCCAAGCAUCAUUGGGAAAUCUGGACUCCUUGAAAUUCGAAGUUCUGGAGAGGGUCAAUGACCGGAUGCUGAUAAAGUCUGACGAGCACAAGUUCUGGGCUUCACAAACAGGAGGCAUCUUGACCGAGUAUGAGGCCCUCCGGCAUCGGCACCUUGAUUUGGUGGGUCAGUCUGUGGCAGUCGCUGCUGCUCCUGAGGAGCCAAGUGCUUCGGGUGAGGGGGAGAAGCCGGAAAAUCCUCCGACCACCCCGACUACAGAACUGGAAUCCGUGGCCAAGCUGCAGGAAACCAUCGGAAUUGAGCUGAGGGUGCCCAGCGAGUGUAGUCAUGUAGAACUCAUUCUUGGAGCUGACAAAUCGGUGUGGCUGGUCAGUAGCCAACAAAAGACACUCAGCAAGUACUCUGUCUUGGGCGGAUACGGAACCGGCCAAUGGAUGCCAGAGGGUGAGUGUUCUGAAGGGGGCGUUCCCUUUGUGUGCAAGGACGAUCGCGCUCUUGUACAGAUCGAUGAAAGCUCCUUCUCAACAGAAGCACAAGGUUUCUCAACUCUGACUCUAUACCAGCUACUGUUGAGAGCAGAAAGCCAGAAAAACAUUACCGAACACCGCUUUUCGUUCCUGCAGAUCGACCGGAAGGCUGCAGUCGAGGCCGGUGAGGAUGGCUUUGAGAUCAAGGUGAAGAGUGCCAUGGUUUUCCGUUGCCUACGGGAUCCCCGAGCAUUUGGUGCGCAAGGUAAGGUGGAGGAACGCAUCACCGCAAAGAACUUCUUUUCAAAGUGUGUCGGCCAUACCCUUCCCAAGGAGUCGGCUGUCACCGUUUUCCGGUACAGGUUCGAACGUGUGGGCCAAAAUUUCAAGAUCCAGCGGCCCUACAUGAUCACAUCACGUUCUCUUACGCUUCAGAAGGAUAAACCUUUGAAGCUCGCAUAG
Molecule: messenger RNA, 4350 nt
Organism: Durusdinium trenchii
Lineage: Eukaryota; Dinophyceae; Suessiales; Symbiodiniaceae
Source: the annotation of a GenBank genome assembly